Molecule: messenger RNA, 1173 nt
Organism: Botrytis porri
Lineage: Eukaryota; Fungi; Ascomycota; Leotiomycetes; Helotiales; Sclerotiniaceae
Exons: 2
Coding region: 47-826 (259 amino acids)
Source: RefSeq, a predicted model, not a curated record
UCUUUGAAUAGCAUCUCUCAAUUUAUCUUGGAUCUAACAUUGCAAUAUGAGUUCUCCUCGUCCAACUCUUGUGUUUUUUGCGGGUGCGUUCGCUGAUCCUUCUUGCUUCGAUCGUGUUGUGCCUUUGUUUGAGAAGGCUGGAUAUCCAUUUGUCUAUGUUCGCAUUCCUUCCUGCAAUCCAAACCCGUCCAAUUUGGGCUCAAUAUCUUCUUCCAACGAUGUUUCAGAGGCUCGCAAAAAUGUUCUAUUGCCUCUCAUUGAGGAGCAACACAAAGAUGUAAUUGUUAUUACUCACUCUUAUGGAGGGGUUGUUGGAGGAGCUGCUGCGGCUGGCUUGAGUAAAGCUGCACGUAGUUCUCGCGGCGAAGCUGGUGGUGUCCUGGGACUGGUAUACUGGGUUGGCAAUAUUGUCUCUGAAGGCGAAAGCUUAUUUGAAGCUGUCGGUGGUGGAUACCCUCCUUUCAUCAAAGUUGGAACACCAUCUCCGGGUCUUGCAGUCAUCGAUCCUGUAAUGCCAAUCCUCUACGCUGAUUGUGAUAUAUCUUUAGCACCCGCUCUUGAAGCUGCUAUGAUUCCUCAUGCUUUAGCAGCCUUCGAAACCCCAGCUCCGGCUCCAGCUUGGGCGGAGCCAUCGUUCGAUGGACGUCGUGUCUACAUUCGUACUGCGGACGACCAAUGCAAUCCAUUGUUUUUACAAGAUAUUUGGAUCGAGAAGAGCAAAGUCUCGUGGGAUAUCACAGAUCUCAAGACAUCUCAUUGUCCAUUUAUCAGCUGUCCCGAGGAAAUUGUUGAGAAAACCCUUACUUUCAUUGAAAAGUGGACUUAGAUUGAGAAUCAGGAAAGAAUGUAGCGUUCUAUGAAAGACUUAUGGAAUGUAAUAAGCGAAUUUUCAUACAUUUUGUUGAUUAGUAGAGGUUUCUCUUUUUGGAUCUUGAGGCAGUAGAUCUUGACCAGGAGCUCAUGCAGUGUGAUCUAUGUGGAAAACUUCAGUGGAAAACUUCAAAAUAUUUUUGUCUAUUUUGACAUGUCAUCACCGCUAUCAAAGGCCAUAUGAUUUGCAUUCGGGAGCUAAGAAAAUGCUUGAAAUUGUGCUAGCAAAAAAAAUCAAGCGUAUAAUCACUAUACUGUAGCUCCUCUAAUUCAAACCAGACCAAUGAGGAAUUCUUAACUAGA